AGCAGCGCGUCUCGUUGCUUGGGGAAGGUUCUGGAAGCUUAGGAGCAACCAAGUUGGCCCCAGAUUGUGGCAGCAUUAGAAGCUGAGUUGAUCCAAAGAUAGACAGAUGGCUGAAAGUGCUGGAAAAGAAAAUAUAAAAUGGACGACCACCAUUAUUAUUAGCUCAUCUCUUAAGAAUUGUGAAGUUGCAACCACCCUAGAAAAUCGAAGCCACAAGAUUCGAUACUCAGAUUCAGUGGAAAAUGGAUCAAUUGUAUUUUCUGUUACUGGAGUUGCAUUUUUAUUGAUGGAUGCUAAAGAAUGCUUUAUGUCAACUGAAGAAACAGUUCUAGCCAAAAUUGAGAAGUUUAUUAACAUUCACCGAAAUAGUUUUUUGGUUCUGUCUGCUGCCCUCCACGGGCCCGAGGAAUGGAAACUGAUGUUCAGGAUUCAGCAGAGAUUCCUGGGUAGUAAUUUACGGAUACUUCCAGUACACAACACAGUAAAUGCUAUUAAUCUUAUGUGCACCAUAGCUAAGAUCACUGCCAAACCACACAUAGAUAGCAUCUGCUGCAGAAUGAUAACAACUAAAGCAUACAUCAUUGAGCAAAGUCCUGUUUGGAAAACACUUCAAAAGAUAAAACUGAGUAGUGAUUCAUUUAACCCAAAUUAGAGUAUGAAUUAUAAGUGUUCUUUUGGAAGAAUAUUAAACUAAUUAUGUUGAAUUAUAAUGUUCAAAUAUAUAAAGGUUUUUAAAAUUUAAAAUAAAAUAUAUACAAAACUGAUUAUUUUUAG
Rhinolophus ferrumequinum (greater horseshoe bat) is the source of this 774-nucleotide messenger RNA. RefSeq names its product chromosome 9 C1orf146 homolog (gene C9H1orf146). Gene Ontology annotation, biological process: synaptonemal complex assembly; reciprocal meiotic recombination. NCBI's taxonomy places the organism in Eukaryota, Metazoa, Chordata, Mammalia, Chiroptera, Rhinolophidae. The coding region runs from base 107 to 652 and encodes 181 amino acids. Gene Ontology annotation, cellular component: chromosome. The transcript is spliced from 6 exons. The record is from RefSeq and is a predicted model, not a curated record.